CGAGAAUAACGCUCAUGGGGCGCUGAAAGGGAAUGAGUGAGGAUGAGCUCGUACACUGUAGCCUAAGUUAGCGGUCCCGACAGAUAUAUGUAGUUCCCUCUUGAUUGGGCUGAUAUUCCAGAAGAAUGUACCGGGCAUUGGACCAUAUAGACUAUGACCAUCUUCAAAUCAAUGACAAAACACCAAAGGGAGACAACCCUACAAACCAGCCUCGCUCACUGCUGCAGAUCAGCUGUAAGGUCCUAAAUGAGUAUCCUCCCUUGGCUGAGCUAACCAUCACAUCAGUUCCUGUUCAUCUAGCACCAGUAUUGCUGAAAGCUGCUGUUGAUAAUGUUCAGCCACAGGCAGUCGGCAGCCUCAUCGCAAGCUGGCCUCUUCCAUGUCUCUGUUUUCGAGAGAUACUUUGCCACAAGACCUAUGCAGAUAUAUUCCAAGAGGAAAUGGGAUUUGACUUGGUUGUUUUUCGUGGCAUCUUAGGAAGAACAAAGGCUUGUAAAAUGAAAUGCCUGGAUUUCAGAGGAUUCAAACUGAAUACUACCUUUAGCAAGCUGAUCAUCCAGAUGUGGCCAGUCCUGUCUCUCAAGAAAUCACAGCUCAACCUCAAGCGCCUGGCUAAAGUCAUUUCCAAGACAGCCGGUGUUGAGGCCACUAGACUAACUGAAGAAGUCUUGCCCAAGUUGCUGAAUGAAAUCCUGGGUCAUAAGAUGAUCAAGUAUUCCAAUGUCCGCAUCAACUUCCCCAGAGGGCACAAGAUGGUGGUUAAGAUGGACAUGCUGCAGUUUAGCACCAACAAUGCAUUCUUCAUGGACUACCUCAUCUCCAACUGUCUCCGCAGCAUCACUCCACUUCGUAUCCAGGUCUCUACUUUACAUAUCAGGUCAGAGCUGAUGGUUGGAGAUGAGAUCAUGGACUCCCUGGCCCCGUUCAUCGUCCUCCGAGGCCAGGAUGUAGAGACUCUUGAAGGAAUAUCUCUCCGACAACUUGAAGAAAAUGUAUUCUUCAUCAUUGCACCAGAUCUAAAGAAGUUUGCCAAUUUGCGCUCACUUGAUCUACAAGACUGUAAUAUCUACCUUCACGAGGGAAAAACACGAAGCUGUACGACUGGCAGACAGCAAAUUGUGAAUACACUCCAUUGCUUUGAACAUCUUGUGAGACUAGACAUUGGCUUCAACUACAUUGUGGGUUGUUUAGGGGAGGUGUUGGAUGCAUUGAGAAGACCCUUGGAGUAUCUCAGUAUUAGGGGCUGUGACAUUAACGAGGAGGAUUUAGACUCUCUGGCCAAGUCCAAACAUGCCGCACAUCUACGAGAACUCAAUGUCAGCAAGCUUUGUCAGUUUAUGAUCUUUGAUACGAGGAGAAUAGCUCCUUCCUAUCUCCUGAAGAUUCUCAAACAAUUCCCACAACUAACGAUCCUUAACCUGUCCCAGAACCACUUAUCAGACUCCUCGGUGCCUGAGUUCUGCCACACUCUAACGAGGACUUUAAGAAAGUUGAAAAUGUUGGACAUCUCAGCAAAUGUGCUUACGUCUGAGAACCAGCUAGACAUUACACGGGCUUGUGCUAACAUUAAGAGUAUGCAAAAACUGAAGUUAACGUGUGUGUCGGGCUUCGUGGAAGAAGCUGAACAGCCCCUGAACAUGGAUAAUAACUGUGAAAUGAAGCAGAAGCUGGUGAAACUGUUGGACGCCAUGGGGCGUGGGGAUAUAGUCAUUGAGGUGGUCAAACUCUCGCAGGCAAUAUUUGUGGACUUUGUGGACUUCAUGGACAUUCUCAGGUGAAAUCUGCAUCUAACUCAGGUGCUGUGUUCAUUCUCAGGUUAUUCUGCAUAGCUGUGCAAAAAACACAUUGUUCUGUAUGAAGAAUUGAAGUUUAUGUUAGGAUGGUGGAAAUAUUUAAAAAGUCACAAAGUUAAGCCUCGUAAGGCCUAUUCAGUGGCACUGUUCCAUCCAUUGAACCAUUAUUUCAUGUCUAACAUGACUGUUAGUAUUUUCCAAUUGAAACAAGCUGGUGCCAUAACCAUUCAGAGACAUUCGAAAGAAUUGUCCAUUUAUGCUACUCAAAAGAAGUUAAAGAACACCUGAUUCUUUCAUAUAUGAAAGAAUUGUGUGUUCUUUAUCUUCUUUCGAGUAGUAUACCACGUAUUUGCUCAAUCAGGCUUUCCAUGAAACAUGUGCCAGACAUGUGAUGAGAAUUCCUUUCAUUCUGAAUUUACAAGUUUUAAUCAUGUGUCUUCUGCACUGUAAGUGAACAUGUCAUCCAUAUCACUCUGGUUUAUUGUUAGGGAUACAGGCAAACAAAUCCAGUUUGUUCCCCUUAUAGUGAGGUGUUUCUCUUUCAUCUUCUAAAAUAACAUCUGUGCAUUGUCUAACAGCUGCAGCCGUGGUAUGCUUGUUGUUGGCCACAUAAUACAAAGCACACAAUUGAGACCCAUGGUGAAUAUUGUUAUCAAAACAUUGCGAUAACAUCCAUUCAUUUCCAAAUACUUGACAGUAUCAUCACUGAAAAUCACAACACAUCAACAGGAACACCAGGGUCCUAUUCCUCAAAGUGAUCUUAGAACUACGAUUGUCAUAUGUUUGUGUGAAGUAUGUGAGUUACGAUCGCCUAAGCGCUAAGAUCGCCCAGAGGCAGUGUGGUCUCCUUCAUCCAAACUGUGGCUGCAGCACUGGAUGGUCAUCAAGACAUACAUUUGUUGGCUACAUUGGACAUGUGUGAGGAGUUGAAUGUGUGAAGGAUCAUCCAUUACCAGUAUUUCAGUAAACUGCAAACAAGCAGUUUUGCCAUCUUUGAACUCACACAACUUAAUCUAUGCAUUGGUAUGAGAGUCUUCAUAGGCAUUUAGAAGUAACAAUCAUAACAUUGGUUAUUAUAAUGGUAACAACUUGUUUUUUCUGCAUACACAACAUUUCAGGUCUACGUCAUGCCCCUACCAUCAGGUGAUGAAGUAACCCUGAAACGUUUUGUAUGCAUAAUAAAAUAAGUUUUCAUUAAUCAUACUCGUUGUUAUGCUGAUAUGGGAGAUGUGUAGGACAGCCCAUAGGAGAUAUGUGGUUAGGACAGCAGUGUUGAUGGUUUCCAAAACGUUUCUUUCUGUCCAAGAUUGUUCAGUAAAUUCACAGGGAUUUAUUUAGGUGUUCUAGACGGGUCUACAACAAAUCUGAAUUGUAAAUUUCUGGUUAUUAUUCUGACGAAUGUUUUAGCUGUACACAGUUGUAAAUUGGAGUUUCACUGAUAGCAAGACCAUUAAAGAGAUAAAGGUUUUGAAACUUUACAGCUUCAAAGUAUGGUGUAGACUUUUUUAAGAAUAUUGGACAAUAUGUUGUUUUUCAAAUUUGGCAGAUAGUUUAAAAUCCUACAUAAAUCCCUAGUUCAGUACCAAAUCCCACUGAAAGAGUUUAUAAGCAUGAUCAGCGCUCACUGGAAUAAUGGUAACAUGUGCUAUAGAGAAACAGAGUAGCAUUAAGUAAGAAAUUCCUGCACAAAAAGGACUUUGUUCUUUCACUAUGAGAAUGCUAUUAAUAUACAGUCAAACACCGUUAUGUCGAAGUUGAAGGGACCUACAUAAAUACUUCGAGUUAUUCAACGUUUGACAUAACCAACAAUGAUGAAUAAUGAAGGAAAAAGCAGGGACCAAAGUUUCACUUCGAGACAACGCAAGUUUGACACAUCCAAGUUUGACACAACGGUGUUUGACUGCAUGCAAUUUAUGCUGAUGAAAAUGGUAAUUACCUUGCGAUAAAAGAUGUGGUAUAAGUAAGUAUCCUGUCUUUAGGCUGUAUGAAUUAUUAUUAUUUAGAGACACUAAUGCUUGUAUACAUGGUAUACAAACAUCAGUAUUACAAAUCCAUAAAGUUACACUGUACAAACCGUCGGUGACAUUCAUUUUGUCAAUAAUCAGAUCUCUGUAUCAAGUUUCUGUAUGUUUAUAAUGUUCUGUGCAAUAAGAAAAGGUUGCUGUUUGAUGCCAGGUCUGGCUUAUGAUCCCAAAGAAUGUCCACAGAUCUGUACAUUUUGCACAUAAUCAUGAUAAUAGCUUUAACAUAAUAUCUGAAUAUGCAUGAUGGCUUCUUCUGUACAGCAUCCACAUCUCUCGAUUGAUGUGGGAUUUUCUUGUACACCAUAUUUUGGGGCCUCUUAAAAUUUACUGUUGAAUACUUUGAGUUUUUAAUGUGGCUGACACAUUUGUGGCAUCACCUCAUCAUGGAUUCUCAGAUGUGACCAAGAAAAGUGUCAGUAUUGCAAAAAACAUGGAGAGUAAAUAUAAAUAUAGUUUUUUUUGAGUGAGUUGACACUAAUGGUUGCAAGCUCAUACUGAGAUGGUAUGACCAUAUUAUUCCUGAUUUCAUUGGAAAAGAGGGGUGCAUGCUUGUUAUUGAUUGUAAUUCAUUUCUGAGUCUUAGAGGGAGGGAGGGGUAUAUUAUUUUAAUCAGAACUUUGGUGUCAAGUGAGGGCAUGGGUGAAGUUGUAUAAGACUCUGCAGUUUGCUGUGGAGAGUUGCAUUUCUUGGCAAUGCCAAGAACUGCUCAUCAUGGGUUCGAAUCCUGAUUCACCCUGAUGAAAUGUACCCAUACCCAUACCCAUGUUGGUGGGUUUCACCUCAGUGGUAAAUGUCUGAGACACUUCAGGCUUUCCUCCCACAUUAAGCUGGUUUAACUGGAAUACUGUUCAAAGUUGUGUUAAACCAAAUUCACUCACUCAAUCACUCAAUUGGAUUCCUGUGAUCUGCUUUCCCAGGUGUAAGGAUGUGUACAACCUUCAAUAUCGGAGUCAUUAGGAUUACAUACCCUUCAAUAUCAUCCCUUCUUUUAAGUUGUUCCAGCUAAUUUUGAUUGUGGAGGGUAACAAAAACAUUUUUAUGCAUUUCAUGGGAGGGUCAAGAAAACUCAUGGUCCUUCUGGUAAUGGGAGGAUUUCUUACACCCAACUAUGGUUUCACUUGGGUUGAGAAAUCCUGAACAUAUCUCUAUGCCAGUAAGGUAGUUAAGGUGAUCACCUGGACGUUGUUCAACAAAGCCCUCUUUGUGUAGCUAGGGCUAUGACUUAAGUAUAAGCGCCUUCAUGAUCUGUGUUGAGAUCUGUUUAGUGCAGUGUGACGUCAGAACAGCCAAAGGAAAUUAAGAGGAUGAGUGUACCAAAGUAUAGUACCACAUCUAUUGUAUUCAUAAAUGUUCUAAGGAGUUUCGAGAGCCUGCAGCAUAAUCUGCUUUCUGCAUAAUCACUGGAAUCCCUGUAGAUUUAUAUAUAGUGUAUGCUUAUGUCUUGUGCAUCAAUAUCACUGCUUCACAGACUUUAUGCCAACAUUCUUGGUAUGGAUUGAUGAGCGAUUGAUAUUAUCGUAAGAAGUUUCAAGAUACUGGAUAGAAGUCUUGCCACAUUUCAUCCCCCACCCCUCAUCCCCCACCCCUCCCUUAUGCUCCCCUUCUUCUAAACAUUUCCUCUGGCAGGGUUGUUAUGGUACAUAUUGUAUCGGUUCAGCUAUUUGAUGCUUUGGAGGAAUGUAACCUUUACAAGAAACUGGUACAAAGAAUCAAGAAAGAUGGAAGAAAUGGAUGUUUUCUGACGGGCUAUUGAAACUGAUUGGUUUCAUCAAACUGGGAUAAAUGGUAUGCUUCUGAUAAAGGGAGAUAAUUCAAAUAAUGGCCAAAUGUGUAGCUAAGUUGCUUAGCAUGAUCCGCAAAAGUGAUCAUGUAAUUUCUAAGAUGACAGUCAUAAAUGUGUUGAACCUUCGAAACAAGUGCUGUAUGUUUUACUACUAUUUAUGUAUAUGAGAUAUGAGUUAUAAGAAUUGGGGUGUUUCAUUAUUAUCUUACUUCUUUGCAUCUUCCUGAGGCAAGAGAGUUAACUGACUUUAAAAGUCCAGUUUCCACCCUUGCCGAACUAGGCUGGAAUUCCUGGGUUAGCGGUGCACAUGCUUUGCAAAUCCUGCAGUCGACCGAAAUCU
Messenger RNA from Haliotis rufescens (red abalone), 5940 nucleotides. RefSeq names its product leucine-rich repeat-containing protein 14-like. Gene Ontology annotation, molecular function: protein binding. Bases 126 to 1778 code for a protein of 550 amino acids. The record is from RefSeq and is a predicted model, not a curated record. The transcript has 8 exons. NCBI's taxonomy places the organism in Eukaryota, Metazoa, Mollusca, Gastropoda, Lepetellida, Haliotidae. Gene Ontology annotation, cellular component: cytoplasm.